UAGGCAACCUAAAAAUACACUUGGAGCGAUCGAAAAACGUAGUGUACAUCCACGCACGUCCACGCACAUGCGCCAGCACGCGCAGCCAGUCGUCCUCCAGAGGUGCCGCGGCAGCUAACGUUCCACAGCACCGAUUCUCUCUAUGUGCUGUCACAGUGCAGACAGCGGUUGUAAACAUGGCGACGGACGGGAUGGUGCUCACCAACCACGACCAUCAGACCCGAGUGGGAAUUCUGACAGUCAGUGACAGUUGUUUCAAGAACUUGGCUGAGGACAGAAGUGGGGUCAACUUGAAGGACCUGGUCCAUGAUCCGUCAUUGUUAGGUGGGGUGAUCGCUGCCUAUAAAAUUGUUCCAGAUGAGAUUGAUGAAAUCAAGGAAACACUUUUGGAAUGGUGCGAUGACCAGGAGCUUAAUCUCAUUCUUACAACAGGAGGCACGGGAUUUGCACCGCGAGAUGUUACGCCAGAGGCCACCAGAGAAGUGAUUGAGAGGGAAGCUCCAGGCAUGGCUCUGGCAAUGCUAAUGGGUUCUCUGAACGUUACACCGCUGGGGAUGUUGUCUAGGCCUGUGUGUGGUAUCCGUGGUAAAACUCUGAUCAUCAACCUACCAGGGAGCAAGAAGGGCUCUCAGGAGUGUUUUCAAUUUAUCCUUCCUGCUUUGCCUCACGCCAUCGACCUGCUGCGCGAGGCGACUGUUAGGGUUAAAUCUGUACAUGCCGCACUAGAGCAACUGCCUUCUCCUUCUUCUCUGCUAUCCAACGCACACACCAACGCGCAUGCCCACUCGCAUACUAUGGAGCGCGGCACACAGUGUGAGGAAGAAGACGAUGAGGAGGAAGACCGGCGGAGAGGUCGACAUGCACACCACCACCACCACCACCAUCAUCAUCACCAGCACGGCUCCUCCCACAUUACCGCAGCUGCUAUCGCUGCAAAGACCAGCCAUGUCGUGGUCAUGGCAAAGGGCGCUCCCUAUCUUCCCGGCAACACGCCAGCCCCUCCUACUCAUUUCACUUGCUCCUGUACCCAUGAUCAGCAGAUUCCAGACUCAAUCAUUUCUCGAGGUGUUCAGGUGCUUCCUCGAGACUCUGCCUCUUUGAGCUCCACUCCUUCAGAGUCACCACGGGCAACACAGGCAACUUCCCGCCUUUCCACUGCAUCAUGCCCAACACCUAAGGUCCAAUCCCGAUGUGGAAGUAACGAGAACAUCCUGAGGGCAAGCCACAGUGCAGUUGACAUUAGUAAAGUGGCACGACGUCAUCGGAUGUCCCCAUUUCCACUGACGUCAAUGGACAAAGCCUUCAUCACUGUUUUAGAGAUGACUCCUAUUCUGGGAAUUGAAGUCAUUAACUACAGAGACGGAUUGGGUCGAGUGCUCGCUCAGGACAUCUAUGCCAAAGACAACCUUCCUCCAUUUCCCGCCUCAGUUAAAGAUGGCUAUGCUGUAAGAGCUGCUGAUGGUCCAGGAGAUCGCUUCAUCAUGGGAGAGUCACAGGCUGGGCAGCAGCCCACCCACACAGUGAUGCCAGGCCAGGUGAUGAGGGUGACCACCGGCGCUCCCAUUCCUUGUGGCGCUGACGCAGUAGUACAAGUGGAAGAUACAGAACUCUUGAGGGAGUCUGAAGAUGGAACAGAAGAGUUAGAAGUGAGGAUUAUGGUGCAGGCUCGACCUGGACAGGAUAUCAGGCCAAUAGGUCAUGACAUCAGACGAGGAGAGUGCGUGUUAGCUAAAGGAACGCACAUGGGCCCAUCAGAGAUUGGUCUUCUGGCUACAGUUGGAGUGACUGAUGUCAGUGUGCACAAGUUCCCAGUGGUGGCCGUCAUGUCCACUGGAAAUGAGUUAUUGAAUCCAGAGGAUGACCUCCACCCAGGGAAGAUCAGAGAUUCCAACCGCUCGACUCUGCUUGCAACUAUCCAGGAACAUGGUUAUCCCACCAUCAACCUGGGCAUUGUUGGAGACAAUCCUGAUGACCUGCUGUCAGCUCUCCAUGAGGGAAUCAGUCGUGCUGAUGUCAUUAUAACCUCAGGGGGCGUGUCCAUGGGAGAGAAGGACUUCCUGAAGCAAGUGCUGGACAUUGACCUUCAUGCUCAGAUUCACUUUGGACGUGUGUUCAUGAAGCCAGGUCUUCCUACUACCUUUGCCACCGUUGACAUUGAUGGAGCACGGAAACUCAUAUUUGCUCUGCCAGGCAACCCAGUGUCAGCAGUGGUCACAUGUAAUCUCUUUGUGAUUCCUGCACUGAGGAAAAUGCAAGGCAUUUUGGACCCCAGACCCACAAUUAUUAAAGCAAGGCUUUCAUGUGAUGUGAAGCUGGAUCCUCGGCCAGAGUACCAUCGUUGCAUUCUCACCUGGCAUCACCAGGAGCCACUGCCCUGGGCUCAAAGCACAGGUAACCAAGUGUCCAGCAGGCUAAUGUCAAUGCGUAGUGCCAACGGCCUGCUGAUGUUACCUCCUAAAACAGAGCAGUAUGUGGAACUGCACAAGGGAGAAGUUGUAGACGUCAUGGUCAUCGGACGGCUAUGAUGCAGAUUUCAGUCACUCAAGACAAAUACAUUGAUGGUGCUGGGACUUCCUGUAUGGACAGAAAAAAAAAAUGGGUGGGGGCAUCUGCUAGCUGUGAUGUCAUAUGCAACAGCCAAGUGGAACCAGCAGAGGCUGAAUCCUCAAAGGUCUGCAAUGGGAAGAUUAAAAAGAAAAAAGUGAAAAAAUAUAUAAAAAUGAAAUUUAUUCUGUAAUAUUAUAUAAUUCUCCUGAUUCUAAUGAUUAUUAAUAUUCGUACUUCAUAUUAUAUUAUUAUGGUUCUGAUUGAAUAUCAUCAUUAUAGUAGUAAUCACGUUCUUGUCUCAAGUUCAUUUGCUUUGUGCAUUCAGCCUUUUUCCUUAGUAGAUAUUUAGAAUGACUCUUUCCUCUGCUUCUGCCAUGCACCUUUGACCCCUUUACCUUUUGUCUUCAUUUUGCUCUUACAUCCUCCAUCCAGAUAUCUAGACCUUCUCAAAACCCACUUUAUAGAAUCACAAAAAUCUGCCUCUGCAAAUGACUGAACAUCCUUCCCCUGACUUUGUUUUAUCAAUGUAUUAGAAAAUAAAAACAACCGUGCAUUUUAUUGCACAGUAAAGCUAAUCAUUAGCAAAGAUUCACAAUACUUGAAUGACAUGUGACAACCAUAAGCAUACCAAAUACAGACCUUAAAAUGAGGUGGUCAUUGGCUCAGUAGUAAUUGGCUCGUGCGUUUGAAAGCAAUUUUAGUCCAGGGCCCCUGCUUGUAGCCUGUGGAAUAUUUUCCGUUUUGAACCAAAAAUCCCCUCAUAUAAGGAGGUGUGGAGUUAUAAACACACUUACUGUGGUUUGCUGGGAAAUGCUAUUAGAGUUCCCGUCCAAAGUUGUCCUUAACCCCAUGAUGCCUGGAUUUAAAAUUAAUAAAAUAUAUACAACAAAAAGUAUUGGGGAAAUACAUAAAUAAUAUUUAAUUAUUUAUAAAUUAAAUGGAAAAUUCUAACUUAAAAAAACCAAAAACAUGUUUUUAAACUGAAAUAAAAAGGAAAUAUAGAAAAUUAUUUUAAAAUAUAAAUAUUUAGAUUUUUUUUUUUAAUUGAAAUGAAAUAUAGAAAAUUAUUUAAAAAAUAUAAAUAGAUAUAUAAAAAAAAGAAAAUAUUUUCUGGGAAAAUUUUAAAAUUAAGUGAAGAACUGAAUAAUUAUUUUAUUUUUUAAAUGUAUUACUUCGUUUUAAUUGCUAUCUUUUUAAAUAUAUUUUUCGUUUUUAAUUUACUUUUAUUUAUUGUUAUCUUGCCCUGAUGAGUACACAGAACCCUGAAAUUUUAACCGAGAAAAGCCCUUUUUUUUCACUAGUAGAGAGACUUGGGGUGGCGAACACACACCUGUGCGCGUCCCCACGGCAGCAGUGCCGUUUCGCCUAGUCUACACAUGGCAAAAACACUUUUCCAACCCACCAAGAAUUACUAUGAACAGUAAACAAUCACAUUUGCUGUUUUUACGUUUUUGGUGCUGAUUUGAUGGGCGACAAGCAUGUGCACCAUGUACAAGCUUAUUAACACAAGCUACAGUUACGCUUUAGGCAGGUGACCGUUGUGAGUAAAAAAAAGUGACAAACUGCAUAUAGAAACUUUACUUUUUUUUUUUUUUUUUUUUUUUUUUUUUUUUUUUUUUUUUUAAGAUACUCCAUAUUUUACUAUUUCAAUAAUACAAUUUUAUGUACUUAUGUAUUCCUCCAAUGCAUAUUUUUUAAAAGUAAAUUCUGGCAUCAACAGGUUAAACUACAGAUGUGUUUACAUGAAGUUGCUCGAUAAAACUUAAGUUGGAAUCAUUACGUUAGUUAGUUGGCAAGAAAUUUUCUUGCUUUUCUGCUGUGGUGUUGUUUUAUUUUUAUUUUUAAUGUGUAGCAGAACAUAGAAGCGACAAACUUAAUUGUGACCUGAACUGCCGCGUCUACAUUUAUAUUUUAUUAUUGGAAAUGAAGGAUAUAGAAUAUAGAAUAUAGAAAGGACAAAAAAAUCACUGUGCUUUUACAAUAUUUGACUAUCCUUUUUAACUCCUUGGCUGCUAUUGACGGUGACAGAUGUGCUGUUUUUACAUUGACUUCACAGGAAGUUUCGCAUAUUAUUACUUACAGCACUCAAAAUCAGGAAACGGUUCAACAACCUUCCCACUGUCAAAAUGGCUUUAUUGUUAUUUCAUAAAUUAACAUUGGCUGCCAUUGAUAGACGUCCAAUCCAUUUUGACUGGAAGGGGAGAAUUUGCCCCUCUGGGUCAAAAUUCAUUGGACAUUUACCACCUUUAAUGGUACUGAAACCUGAUCAUUCAAUGCCAGCCAUCCCAAUUCCCUGUCAAUGGCAGUGAAUGAGUUCAUUUUUGACUUCUUAACUUUGUAAAGGUCAAAUUCUAGAAAUGGCCUAUAGACUUCUGAAUUGAGCAAACAUUUUUAAAAAAUUUAAAAGCCUAAAUUUUUGACAUUUCUUUUAUUGUACCUAAGAUUAGAGAUGAAUAUCAGGGACUUAAAAUGUAUCGUACCCCUCUACAUUUGAAGAUUUUGGUGCCUUGCUCAAUUCCAAUGCUCAGGAAGCAGACUAAUGCAUCUUCAACAACAACCAGUCCCACACCGAAAAAUCUUUAACGGAUUUUGAAAUUUACAGCUCCUUAAAGCGAAUAGCUGUUGUUAUUACAUUUUUGUUUUGGAUUCAAAUCUUCUGCUUCUACUUUUGCUGAGCCUGUAAAUUUCGGCAUUCAUCCACAGAUGCCCUGAUAAAAUGUCAAAUAAACUUGCGGCACUUCAGCAAACAAAAAUUUCACAAAAUGCAAACAAUGAAUUCUGAAGUAAUGAACUUGUCUCAAUUUACUCACAAAUGUAUAUGCUGGUACUUCCUGUAUUGUGAAAUUUAGACUUUUUUGAUUGAGCCCAAACCUAUUCCAAUGGCAACAGGUGUGCUGUACCUUCUGCCAUCUCAUGGAAUAGUAUUUAAUUGUUCUGUCCUUCACUAUCUGUUGCAAAUUAACAAGGACAUAUUCAUCACAUCACAAUUGAUUCUGGGUUUACCCCACCUACAGCCCAUAGUUAGCUGGGAUUGGCUCCAGCACCCCCGUGACCCUCGUGAGGAUAAGCAGCUCGGUAAAUAAAUGAAUAUAAAUUUUCACACAAAUGAAGUAAAAUAGAUAAUUUUCCGUCACACCCUUGAUUAUCCCACAUGGUACCAUGGUUUUGGAUUCACAUGAGUACUUAAUGCUAGCCUGGCUAGUUAGCCCAACUUUCCACAUGUACAAGAUACAUGGCCAAGUCAGUCUGAGGUUUGGACUGGAUUUCAAAAUUGAUGCUUGAGGUGGGCAUUAUUAGCACAGACUGAAUCUGAAAGAACCACUAACAGAAGCAUGGAUGUAUCAUGUGACAUAAACCGAACGCAAUUCACACUGUCGGUUGAGUCAAUUUGUAGUUCUCAAACAAUCACCAUAUCUGCUAUUUUUGUGUGAAAAAUCUAAGAAUACUGUUGCAUUGUAAUGUACAGUGCUUGUUUUUGAAAAGAGAACAAACGCUAAAAGUCCGUUCCAAAGAUUUGUGGAGUUAGGUCUGCCUUAGACCCGGUCUGAUAAGCAAGUUUGAGCGUGCAAAGUUCAGUGUUCUCUCGUGCUUUGAACGAGCAAUAGGACGACGCUGAAAAAAGUACCGAGUCCCCUA
This is a messenger RNA of Corythoichthys intestinalis (scribbled pipefish), 6183 nucleotides long. RefSeq names its product gephyrin-like. Lineage: Eukaryota; Metazoa; Chordata; Actinopteri; Syngnathiformes; Syngnathidae. Gene Ontology annotation, biological process: Mo-molybdopterin cofactor biosynthetic process; molybdenum incorporation into molybdenum-molybdopterin complex; gamma-aminobutyric acid receptor clustering. Gene Ontology annotation, cellular component: postsynaptic specialization; dendrite; cytosol. The coding region runs from base 177 to 2525 and encodes 782 amino acids. Gene Ontology annotation, molecular function: molybdopterin molybdotransferase activity. The record is from RefSeq and is a predicted model, not a curated record. The transcript has 24 exons.